AGAUCCCAUUAUCUUGGUUGUGAUAUGAUCGAAUCUAAAUAUAAACCCUAAACAAAACGACUCACAAAACAAAAACAAAGAGGGUGAAAAAAAAUUUCCUCUUUAUUUAUUUUUUUGCUUUGCAUUAUUUUCCCUUACCAGCAUCUUCUCGUCUCCUCCGUAUUCUGGGUUCCUUUUUUUCCCGAUUAUCGUCUUAUCAUCGCUGCGAAGUUCGAGAAUUGGAGUUGUUGCGAAAAUUUUAAUUCCCAAUUCAAGGAUUUUGCUUUGUCUCUCUGGAUUCAUUCUGGUGCUUCUUUUAGCAGCUGAUUGGAGGCAGCCCUUUGCUUUGCUGAAUGUUUGGUCCAAAUAUGGAUUCUAUGCGUGAAGCUGGUGGUGAUGCCACUAGCUCAGUGGUGAUACCGGUGCCAUUCGUCUGGCGCCAUGGUGGAAGAACCAUAUAUCUGACUGGCUCUUUCACAAGGUGGUCCGAGGUUGUUCCCAUGUCUCAGGUUGAAGGUUGUCCCAAUGUGUUUCAGGUUAUCUGCAACCUAGUUCCCGGAUAUCACCAGUACAAGUUUCUAGUUGAUGGAGAAUGGAGACAUGAUGAACACCUGCCUUGUACAAACAGCGAAUAUGGAAUAGUGAACACUCUCGUCGCUUCCGGGCCUAGUUAUGCAAUGCAUCCGCAAAUGCUUUCUGGAUCUAAUAUGGAUGUGGACCCAAAGGCCUUCCGUGAAAUGGUUAGGGUUGCUGAGGUUCCACCUACUCAUAUGAUGACAGGAACAUCAGAGGAGGAUUUGUGUGUUUCCCGCCAACGAAUAUCUGAAUACUUGUCUGGGAAUACUGUUUAUGAGUUACUUCCAGAGUCAGGAAAGGUUGUCGCAUUGGAUGUUAAUUUACCGGUAAAACAAGCAUUUCACAUCCUGCAUGGACAGGGUAUUUCCACGGCUCCUCUUUGGGAUUUCAGCAAGGGGAACUUUGUCGGAGUUCUUAGUGCACUUGAUUUUAUUUUGAUUCUUAGAGAGCUCGGGAACCAUGGUACAAAUUUGACUGAGGAGGAGCUUGAGACGCACACCAUAUCUGCCUGGAAAGAAGGAAAAGCGUAUCUUAACAGGCAGUCUGAUGGGCAUGCUAGAACAGUCACGAGAAAUCUCAUUUAUGUAAAGCCGUAUGAUAUUUUGAAGGAUUUGGUAUUAAAAAUUUUGCAAAAUGGGGUGGCAACAGUACCUGUCCUUCACUCUUCUUUAGAGGAUGGUUCAUUUCCUCAGCUAUUACAUCUUGCUACACUCUCGGGAGUACUCAAAUGUAUAUGCAGAUACUUUCGACAUUGUUCUAGUUCAUUGCCCAUAUUCCAACGACCAAUAUGUGCUUUACCUGUUGGGACAUGGGUUCCAAAGAUCGGGGAAUCAAACGGACGUCCAUUAGCAAUGUUGAGACCCAAUGCUUCUCUAAGUCAAGCACUAAAUUUACUGAUUCAAGCUCAAGUUGGUGCAAUUCCUAUUGUUGAUGACAAUGACUCGUUACUUGAUAUCUAUUGCCGGAGUGAUAUAACAACCUUGGUGAAGGACAAAGUUUACGCGCAUAUUAAUCUUGGAGAGACCACCAUUCAGCAGGCUUUGCAGUUGGUACAAGAUUCUUAUUAUCCGUAUGAGAUGAGAAGUCAGAGGUGCCAAAUGUGUUUACGGACCGACUCUUUGCAUAAAGUAAUGGAACGACUGGCAAAUCCAGGCGUAAGACGGCUUGUUGUCGUGGAAGCAGGAAGUAAGCGAGUCGAAGGAAUCAUAUCUCUCGGUGACAUCUUCAGGUUCUUGCUGGGUUUUGCUUGAAGACCUUCUCAUGGUCUGUGAGAAGGCUCAUCAUCCCCCUUUUUUCCCAUGUUUCUUUCUUGAAGAAACACUCCCAUAAUCCUCUUUGCAGGAUGACCCCGCUUGUUCUGAUUUGUUCGAAAUCAACCCCGCAAUUUGAUUUGGCCGGUUUUGUAAUUUUUAGAACAUUAGUAGUUAAGAGGGUUGGGGACAACAGGGGAAGCGUGUAAGUUAUACGCGGAGGGUAAUUUCAUUGUUUAGAUUCUUCCUUCUUUCUUUCUUCUACUGUUACUGUUAUCAUUACUGUAGAAUGUAAUAUGUAAAAUAGUCCAUUGCUUUGUUGCUGAAGUUUGGGUCGAAAAGGAAAAGAAAAUUGGAGGGUUGCUUCAA
Messenger RNA from Tarenaya hassleriana, 2174 nucleotides. RefSeq names its product sucrose nonfermenting 4-like protein. The record is from RefSeq and is a predicted model, not a curated record. The transcript is spliced from 14 exons. Lineage: Eukaryota; Viridiplantae; Streptophyta; Magnoliopsida; Brassicales; Cleomaceae. The coding region runs from base 333 to 1805 and encodes 490 amino acids.